AUGGGCCGCUAUUACUGUCCAUACUGUGAUGUUUUCCUUGAGCACGACUCGCAUUCUGUGAUACGAUCGCAUCUCCAAGGAAAAAACCACGUUCGUCUAUAUUGUCAAUAUUAUCAGACUAUAUGCCUAAAGGAUCCAACCCAGGAUCCUUCAUACAGGCCGGGUACUCUCUCCCCACCAUACCAAUACAGUUUAUCCAGGUUUUAUGCUGGUAUGCCCGGCCAUCUCCAUAAACACGAAGAUUCCAUAUCUGAAAGUUUAGAAUUACCUCCCCCACCAACCCUUGCCAAAUUUCCACCUCCACCGCCUUCUCACUAUUUUUUCGAUACUGAGAAGAGACACCAGCUCACAGAAAAGGCCGCUGAGGAUGAAUACAGGCAGCAACGCGCAUUUUUGCGACUCCGAUCGACAAAUAUCACCAUAGUAGCAAGUUCGUCUCGAAAAACUCGCAAAAUACGCACCGGGGAGGCCACUUUGGAAGGCGUGGUGGCUUUGGCGGGCAGCCGAGGGGUGGGCCUGCUAAUGAGCGUGCUUUCCGGGGUCACCAGAUGGAUGGUUAUCGACAAUCCACCCAAUAUUACCCGAAACGCACGUCUCCGUACUGAAUCGGGGGCCUAA
Messenger RNA from Brettanomyces bruxellensis, 618 nucleotides. RefSeq lists its product as uncharacterized. Bases 1 to 618 code for a protein of 205 amino acids. The record is from RefSeq and is a predicted model, not a curated record. NCBI's taxonomy places the organism in Eukaryota, Fungi, Ascomycota, Pichiomycetes, Pichiales, Pichiaceae. Gene Ontology annotation, cellular component: nucleus. Gene Ontology annotation, molecular function: nucleic acid binding; zinc ion binding. The transcript has a single exon.